Molecule: messenger RNA, 2445 nt
Organism: Colletotrichum lupini
Lineage: Eukaryota; Fungi; Ascomycota; Sordariomycetes; Glomerellales; Glomerellaceae
Exons: 3
Coding region: 1-2445 (814 amino acids)
Biological process (GO): regulation of DNA-templated transcription; DNA-templated transcription
Molecular function (GO): DNA-binding transcription factor activity, RNA polymerase II-specific; zinc ion binding; DNA binding
Source: RefSeq, a predicted model, not a curated record
AUGGCUUGCAAGGCAUGCCGCGCGAAGAAAAGCAAGUGCGACCGCGUCCGACCCGUCUGCCAAAACUGCAGACAACGAGCCAGUCACUGUUCAUACGCCGGCGAGCGACGGGUACGUCGCUGGACGGAAGCCGACGCUGAGAACAGACGUCUUUCCACCUCUCAGAAUGACCAAAGCCCGAGUGUCAUCGACCUGGGCCAGCGUUUCUUGCCGAGACAGCCCGAUGCCGGCGCCGCUGCGUGCCAUGUUGAACAAGGGCUGUGCGUCCAGUCUACCACCGGCUCAACACACCGCAUGCCGGAUGGAAUGGCGCAGAACGACGCCGCAUCAGACUUUCUGGACUGGAGCGUCACCAUCGCCGCUCCUGCCGCUCAGUCUGACUGGCAAGCCAUGGAUUCCAACUCCAUGGCUAGCCUCUUUGCUCAGAUGGCUCGCGACAGCGAGGUCAUCCUCCAAACUCCAGCCGACUCCACCUCUACCCUAGGUGAAAGUCUACUUGAUAAAAUCCUCGACAGCGAUGAGGACUUGGAGAGCCUUAAAGACACCAGCCCGGCCUUGUGGGGCCGAACCACCGACGGCGACGAAUACACCGGCCCCUCCUCCGGCAUCUCCACUGUUUCCGACCUCGGUCUGAAAUGGAUUCGAGAGAAAGUACCCGACUCAGAUCUCCUUUGUGAAACAGUUCAGGACAUACGAAACGCCAUCCUUAGCCAUAUUCGCCAGCCGAAGUGCAUCACGCAAGACUUGCCACUCGCGCUAUCAACACCUCAUCGGAUUCUAGACAUUUCUCGGCCGCAGCUGCUUGAGUAUAUCGAUGCCUAUUUCACGCAGGUUCAAGUUGUCUUCCCCAUCCUAGACCGGAAUACCUUUCACGCUCAGCUGGCUGAAAUGGGAGAUGGUUCUGAUGCUGUUCAAAAGCCGUCUUGGUUGGCGCUGUUGAAUGUCGUGGUAGCUUCCGGGCUCCGAGCCUCACUCUCCGAUGAAACUUCUGAGGCAUUUCGAACAUCUGUUUCUGAAGCCUGGGGAUACUUCCGGUCAGCUCUAUCCUACGAGUCCCAGAUCGUUCACGGCGCCACCGACCUACUAGCUGUGCAAGCAGUGGCUUUGAUGGCCAUCUUUGCACAAGGGCUGUCCAGUCCACAGAGGCUCGAAUUUACUCUCUCCUCGGUCGCUUCACGGCUAGCCCAGAGUAUCGGGCUUAACUGCGCCCCGCCUCCCGAAUGGAGUCUCUCUGAUGUUGAGAAGAAGGAGCGCAAUCGUGUCUUCUGGGCAGUCUAUUGUCUGGACAAGUCAAUUGCCUUACGCUGUGGUAGACCUGCGGUCAUUUGCGACGAAGAAAUCAGCUGUAUUUUCCCGCGAGGAAUCGACUUGGCUCAUACGGGUUCAGCAACCACCGUCACAGAGACAGGCCAGGGAGAGUUGGACGUCGACUUUUUCCGAUACUUCACAAAGCUAGCGCGUAUCGGUGGUGACAUAUCCCGGUCCUUGUAUUCUGCGAGCGCUCUCUUCAUGCCAAUAUCUCGGCUUGUGCCAGCAUUAAAUCGCUUGCUGCAGGACUUGGAGAGGUGGCUGGAAUCUAUUCCUAUCGAGGUCCGGCCUGGUAGGUCACUUGGCAAAAUCCUCGGGAGACAGGGGGUAUCACGGGUACAAAUCAUUGUUCUACAUUCAUCCUACUACUACGCGUUGUGCUCCAUUUUCAGACGCGGAUCACCCAUGUUCAAUCAAGGAAAAACAGAUGUGGAACAUCUUAUCGAUAGAAAGUCUCAUAUAUCGCACAUAGAGGCUGCAAGGUCCAUUGUCUUGCUCACGAAGCAUCUGGAUAUCGAGAGCUUCACUCCAGCAUGGCUCGUCUUCUACUAUCCAUUCACAGUCUUGACUACAAUCUUCGUUCAUGUGGUGUCAAACCCACAUGAUAGCCGUAACCAGAGCGACAUAGCCCUCAUGGAAACAGUCGUUGGAUUCUUUGGUCGCCUCGAGUAUGUCACAUCCGGCGAAGCUGCCUUUACAAAGACAACAGAAUUUGUCCGACAGGCCCGGAGAGUUGUCGACAGUUAUAAGAACUGUUGGAUUACGAGGCAGAAAAGGGGCCCUAUUAGCCUGAAUAUCGAGAGCACAACAAGCCAUGAGGAUCUCAUGAAAUCUAUGCAGAUGUCUCUGCAGGAUGAUGCCUCUAUGCAGGGUAGGCCAGCAGAGGUGACGGGUGUCUACGCACGCAAUUCAAUCACUGCUAGCCAAGACGCCAGUGCAUCCAAUAUUACGGGCACUAGUUUGCUUCCGCAGGCCGAAUCUUCGCGAAUGGAGGCCGUUAGCGAAGAGGACCAUCCUGUGUCUGGCGUACCGAACGUUCGAGAGAUAGAAAUUUCGCAAAAUGGCCGUACGAUAUACUCCGACCUCGCUGGUUUUACGGUCCCCAACAUGGAAGACUCAAUCCAAGUCCAGUGGUAG